Ambispora leptoticha is the source of this 275-nucleotide messenger RNA. The record is from the annotation of a GenBank genome assembly. NCBI's taxonomy places the organism in Eukaryota, Fungi, Glomeromycota, Glomeromycetes, Archaeosporales, Ambisporaceae.
UAAAUGCAUUACCAGAUCUUGAUCCAGAAGCAGCGGCAUUUCUAGAUUUUUUUUUGGGAAGAGAAUUACUAGAGCUAGAUGCAGCAGCGGCAUUAUUAGAUUUUUUUGGAGGGGCAGGAGAAUUACCAAGCAAUUUUACAGGGGAAUUUCUUGGCGUUGGGAAAUUUUUAGGCGUUGGGGAAUUUCUAGGCGUUGGGGAAUUACCAGGCGUUGGGGAAUUACCAGGUGUUGGGAAUUACCAGGCGAAGGGGAAUUACCAAGCAAUGGGAAAUUAA